Oikopleura dioica is the source of this 1071-nucleotide messenger RNA. Lineage: Eukaryota; Metazoa; Chordata; Appendicularia; Copelata; Oikopleuridae. The record is from the annotation of a GenBank genome assembly.
AUGAAACGAUUAGGGAUCGCAAUUUUCGGCCUCGGAAGAAUCGGACAGAUCCAUUUAGAAAAUUUGCUGGUUAAUCCUAAUUACGAAAUCCGGUAUUUAUGCGACGUCAACGAGUCCCACGCAAAAUUCAUCAGAGAGCGAUAUAACCUUGCUGCCGAAGCUGUUGGCCAAGAUUCCUUCACAAAAGUCUUUGGGGAUGAAAAAGUCGACUGUGUCAUUGUCGGAACUCCUACUGACACGCACGAGGGUCUUUGCGAACAAGCACUGAAGAGUGAAAAACAUGUGUUUUGCGAGAAACCACUGGCGAUGACACUUGAAAGCUCGCUGAAAAUUAUUGAGCUUGCGAAGGAAAAGAAUCUGACUCUUCUCGUCGCCUUCAACCGUCGCUUCGACCCUCAGAUUCUCCGCGUCAAGAGCGAGUCAAAAGCUCUUGGCAAACUUUUCACAGUGAAAACAACCGCUCGCGACGCUCCUCGUCCUCCGAUCUCGUAUCUCAAAAUAUCCGGCGGUAUUUUCCACGACUGCGCCGUCCAUGAUCUUGAUUUACUCAGAUUUAUGCUUGGAGAAGAGCCUGAAACCGUCUACACUUCUGCUCAUGCUCAUGACCCUGAAAUCGCAGCAUUGAACGAUGCAGACACCGUUUUUAUGCAGUUAAAAUUCCCUAGCGGAGCUCUUGGCCACAUUGAACUUGGCCGAGAUGCUAGAUAUGGAUAUGAUCAGACCGUUGAAAUCUUUGGCGAAAAAGGGAAGGCGAUUUCGGCGAAUCAACAAAUUGCUCAAUGGCAAGUCUGGAAAGCUGAGGGCCAAUCUACUGAUGCUAUCAAGCAGUCCUUCAAACAACGAUAUCAUGAUGCAUAUGUUGCUGAGCUCGUUGAGUUUCAUGCGAUCAUUACUGGCGAGAAGGCUGAUAUGUCUGUUGUCCCGGCGGAUUGUUUGAGAGUGUCAGUUUUGGCAGAAGCUGCUGAAGAAUCGUGGAGAACUGGCCAGGUUGUCAAUAUCAAGAAUUUCACUGAAAAAAUGCUAGAGCAUGAAAAAGUUGAUUCGAAGAGAUUUCAUGCCGCGCUAGAAUAA